This is a messenger RNA of Aphis gossypii (cotton aphid), 1698 nucleotides long. Its product is annotated as succinate--hydroxymethylglutarate CoA-transferase. The coding region runs from base 312 to 1598 and encodes 428 amino acids. The record is from RefSeq and is a predicted model, not a curated record. The transcript has 4 exons. Lineage: Eukaryota; Metazoa; Arthropoda; Insecta; Hemiptera; Aphididae. Gene Ontology annotation, molecular function: catalytic activity.
UUUGAUAAAAACGAAUAAUCGCAACUGUAUACAGUAUCGAUCUGACAGGCGUACGGUAAUAUCAUAUUAUAUUUUAUGACACGAGCGCGAGUCGCCGGUUCGAUCCAGUGCACAAUAUAUACGCAGACGGCCGAUGGGACACGGUGUAGAGAAACAUCUUAAAAACCAACGACAUCGACAACAACAAAAACAACAAAAACUAUAACAACGACAACGACAACUACAAAAACAACAACAACAACAACAAUAAUAAUAAUAUCGCACGGAUCGUGGCCGGGCGUUGGAUCGUCGGCCGCAGCAACGGCGCGGAAAUGUUUCGCCGGACGUGCGACCGAUCGGCAGCGGCCGUCCUCGUGGCCGCGGCGGCUCGACGGGCGCUGUCCACUACGACGGGCCACGGCCCCAGACCGUUGGACGGAGUUCGGGUGGUGGACAUGAGCAGGGUGGCCGCGGGCCCCUACUGCGCGAUGGUGUUGGCCGACAUGGGCGCGGACGUGAUCAAAAUCGAGAGACCGGUGGCCGGCGACGACAGCCGCGGUUACGGGCCUCCGUACGUGGACGUGUGCGGCGACGGCGGUAGAGGCGAGAGCCGCAUGAGCCUGUACUUCGUCUCGCUGAACCGGAACAAGCGGAGCGUGUGCGUGGACUUCCGGCAUCCGGACGGCAAGGCGAUCGUCCGGAAGUUGGUCGAAAGGUCGCACGUGCUCAUCGAAAACUACAUACCGGGCACGUUGGACAGACAUGGCAUUGGGUACGAAGAUUUACGCAAGAUAAACCAGAAAUUGGUAUUUUGUUCGAUAACUGGUUAUGGAUCCAAGGGACCAUGGAGCCAAAAACCCGGUUAUGAUGUUAUAGCUGCCUCAAUCGGUGGUCUAAUAAACGCCACUGGCGAUGCCGUUCCAGCAAAAUGUGCUAUACCCAUUACUGACUUAAUGACUGGCAUGUACGCUCAUGGCGCUAUUUUAGCGGCUUUGUAUCGCGGAGUCGGUGACAAAAUUGACUGUGAUCUAUUAUCGACGCAGCUUUCGAUGAUGUUCAAUUUGGGAUCAAAUUAUUUAAACGCGGGUAUGCUAACGAAAAGAUGGGGUACCGAACAUGAAAGUGUAGUCCCUUAUAAAGCAUUUAAAACAUCGAAUGGCUUCCUCACUUUUGGUACGGGAAACGAAGCACAAUAUAAAUCGUUUUGCGAUCGCAUAUCAAUGCCAGAAUUAACUACUGAUGAACGAUUUGUGAACAACGAAUGUCGUGUUAAGAACAGAGAAGAGUUGUAUAAAAUCAUCGAACCGCUUUUAGAGUCUAAAACAAACGAAGAGUGGAUGAAAAUUUUUGAAGGAGUACCUUUUCCUGUUGGUCCCGUAAACGACAUGAAACAAGCAUUUAACAAUGAACAUGUAAAGGACAUAAAUAUUGUCCAAGAAAUUGACUGCUCGUAUAACGCCAAACUGAAAAUAGUCGGUCCUGCAGUUACAUUUAAGAACAGUAGUAAUUUAAUCCGAAGAGAGCCUCCGUUGUUGGGUCAACAUACAAAUGAAGUACUUACUUCUUUAGGAUACAGCACCAAAGAAAUCGAAUUAUUACGCUCGAAAACCGUAAUAUGAUUAUCAUUGUUUUUGUUAUUUAUUAUUUAUUUUAUUUUUACGAAAAUUCUUGUUUUUAUCGUGAUGUCAUAAAUAUAUUUUGCAUUAAAUUUUUGAGAAA